UGUUAGGCAAGGCUCGGCCUUGGGCCUUGGUGCCCAGUGCCCACGCGGGCUGUGCUAUCUGGCAGCUGGUGUGUGGGUUGGGUUUUGUAUUUUUCCUGGAGUGCGCUGAAUAAGCGGCAUCCCGCUUCAGAGAAAGACACUACAUACCAACCCGGCCUCAUCCAGGGAUAGACAGGGGCUGGUGGGCACCGGUGAUAGGCCGAUAGGCCAAGUCUGGUGCAGGAACCAGGCGGAGCUGAUGGAGGCAGGGUGUGGCGAUGACGGUGCUGCCAAAACCGAGGAACGAAAAGGGCUGAAGCUUGCUGAGUGUGAGGGACUCCCUCGCGAGAUGACUGAAUCUGACGGUGUCACGGAGCACGUGUUCCAGAGGAUGGAUUUCCUGUGGAGGGCGUCGAACUGCCUUCGCCUGGUCAGCCCCGCGGUCUCCAGGAUAUACUCGGACCAGCUGCUCAAGCUCUGUGCGGAGUAUGAAGCCCGGCGGCCAGCAGGAAGCGGCCCCUUGCUCCCGGAACGAGUGUCAGACUCAUUGUGCAACUCUUGUGGAGGCAUAUUGACCCCGGGGAUAACCUGCCGCAUUCGAGUCCGGCACCGUUCGUUGGCUUCACCUAGCGUGAAGAAGGCCAAGGCUAAAACCAGGCGGGAGAAAACCAACACCAACAAGUGUCGCAACGAUGUGGUAACAACGUGCUUGACGUGCGGCGGAAUCAACUCCCGAGGAGGAACGGAGCGGCGAGCUCUCGACAAGAAACGACGCCGGAGGGGAAGCGGCAGGGGCAGGAAACAAGCCGUUAAAGACUCUGGGGAGGGAAGCGAAGCUCUGAAGGGCAAGAAGAGGAACAGGGAUGCUGCCGCCCUACGUGGGGACUAUAUCCCGCUUGGGAGGGGGAGCUUGGCAACGCCACCCACAAUCCCCUCGCGGAAAAGAGUUUCCCCAACGCCGUCAUCAAACAAGAGGGUCGGCGACAGCGAGAGCGGCAACGGUGACGGUGACAGCAGCGCUAGCAACAGCGUUCACCACAACAGGAGGGGAUCAUCUGGUGGCAGUGGCAGCGGCGGUGAUGCUAUCGGUGGUAGCGGUGAUGCGGAUGUGGGGGACGCAGGGGUCGCGCCGCCAGCGCUGAGCUUGCUCGAGAGAAUACGCCGGGACAAGAAGAAGAAGCGACGCCAUGAUGCUGCUUCUGCCACUGCAACAGCAGAGUGAACACUCGUUCUUGGGGUCGACAAUCAGCAGUAGACAGCAACGCGGUUUGAUUGUGCUUGGACGGGGGGCGCAAGGAUGUUUGUGGGGAUUAUAUCUCGUUUGCUGCAUGACGAGGUUAGGACAGGGCGACGUUCACUGGGUCGCGUGUAGUCUAAGCGUGUGCGAGCGCGGGCUCACGAAAUUUGAACUCUAACCGGAGAUCUAUCAUCGUUUUGCUCAGGAGCCUCUCGCACUUAGUUGUGGUGUGCGGGACCUCAUGUAUGUGUGAAAAGAGCCGCACGGUCAUUUUGUGCUUCCGAUUUUUUAUGCCCUCCAGCGCAUUGCUGCCUCCUCCUAUGCGAUGGUUGGGCC
Messenger RNA from Ectocarpus sp. CCAP 1310/34, 1552 nucleotides. The record is from the annotation of a GenBank genome assembly. NCBI's taxonomy places the organism in Eukaryota, Phaeophyceae, Ectocarpales, Ectocarpaceae.